Messenger RNA from Branchiostoma floridae (Florida lancelet), 1604 nucleotides. Its product is annotated as class E vacuolar protein-sorting machinery protein hse1-like. Gene Ontology annotation, molecular function: protein binding. The transcript is spliced from 5 exons. The record is from RefSeq and is a predicted model, not a curated record. Bases 46 to 738 code for a protein of 230 amino acids. Lineage: Eukaryota; Metazoa; Chordata; Leptocardii; Amphioxiformes; Branchiostomatidae.
AAAAGGACAAGACAAGAACGUGAAAAGUACGCCUUCUACUAUGGCAUGGGUUCCCGGAUGCUGCGUGAUGAUGAUGAACAGGAAUCAGGGAGAAGUCCACGAAGGGGAGAUAUGGAGAAAGGUGUUUGCCAAGAGGUUGAUUACUCUACAAUAGACAGGCUCAAACGGAAAGCAGGGGAACGAGGUAACAAGAAAUUCGCCAGGGUUCUCUACAAUUACGCGCCCCAAGACAGCGACGAGCUUAAACUGGAGGCCAAUGACGUCAUAGAGGUCAUCAAAGGUGAAAAUGGCGGUUGGUGGUUUGGAUAUCUCAAAGGGAAGGUCGGACUUUUCCCGUCCAACUAUGUGGAACUCGUGUCAACACCUCCUGUACACAGACCACAUCAUGUUGCAAGAAGAAGUGACAGAGAAGAACUAGAACGUAACGUGCAGCAGACGUUAGCACAGUUUGACGAAGUGUGUUCGGCCAAAAAAAUACCGGAACCCCGACGACGUGAGCGCGCAUCAGCUUCCACUGAUCCUGCCAUGUACCAGUCACGUGAUACUCGGGAUGACGUCACUCUGGAGAUGAAAUCGAGGGGCUUUCAUGGGAACGAGGUUAAACUGUGCCAAGUGCAUCACGGGAAGGAGGAUGACGCUGAUGAUGACGUUGACGAAUACAAAACUGUGUCUGUGUCUGAACGGAUCCGCCAAAUGGAACGGAAAGGGUUGAAUUAUGGCAAACAAUCUCAACUAUGACUGUCCGCAUCGACGCUUCCGUCCGCCCCUGGCACGCCAUCAAUGACAUCAAAGGCUUCGGCCAAAUCGUGCAUUCAAGAAGUUUUAGUGUGACGACAAUGGCAACGACAUUGACCAUUUUAACAUGGCGUUAUAGCCAGACGCGUACGGAUGCGACAGUCUUGGAUAUGUUUUAAUGUUGGAAUAUUAACAAUGGAAAUCCUCAAGCGCUGUGCAGCUAAUGUCCUCUGCUAAGAGGAAAAUAACCCAUGCAAUCUGUGAUUGACGGCAUCAUUGUAUGGAUGGUGGGAAUAGUAAAAAGUAUAUACUUGUCACAGUUUGCUCGUAUAUAUAAUUGGACGUAAGCAGCAAUUCGUGACUGUUUGCUACAUGUAUCGUCAUACUAACAAUUUCGACCGAUAGGGAUUUCUAAUACAUGGUGAUAUAAGGAAAGGGUAAUCUUUAUAUUAUAAAAGAAGACGUUCUAUAUAUGAUAAUAUCAGUUGUAGACCGAUAGUAUGGAACGUAGAACCCUAGCUCAUGCUAAACCCAUUGAUUGUACUUUCAAAUUCUACAAUGUCCUCAAGUUUAUUAUUAAAUACAUUGCCCCCAAUAUUAUUGUCCCUAGGUCCAUAAUAUAGGUGACUUCCAUGUAUAUACUAUAUACCAGCCAUUGAGAUUGCAUUGAGAUAUUUGCGUAAGCUGUAUCCCUAGCUGUAAGUAUGCAAUAAAUGUUAAUACAUGAAAAAACACCUUACGAUAUAUUUUGUAACCCAGUGUGUAUAUGAUGUGAUUAAGAAUUAUACAUACUUGCUGUACAUGUUGAAUGUAACAUACCAUGGCAACUUUUAAAGUUUAAGAUGUUUGAAAUACAGUAUAGAUAUAUU